GAUUAACACCUGACUAGAAUUACCAUCAUCGAGCCUCCUCAGUUGUGUACAAAAAUCUUCAAAGAUGAAGUACUUGAUUGCUGUUCAAUUCACCUUCAUCGUUUGUUUCGCAACCUACGUCUCAAACUCUAUCUUAUCCAUAAAAUUCGAAUCACCUGGACCGAGUGUAAUAAUGAAAUUUUUGAAAUUAUCUCCGGAAGAAUUCUUAAAAAAAUGCAUAUACAUAGAAGUAUUUGAUGAAAUAGAUAGUGAAGGUUAUUUAGCCACUCAAAUGGCAUAUGCUUUGGCAAAUGUCAUAGUGAGUAGAGCCAAAAAAUUGAAGAAAAUCGACGAAAAUCAUUGGAAUGAGCUUAUUGAUUCUCAGUGUCUAAACAGUGCUGGUGUUAAAGGUGAUAUUGCAGAUAUCGUUUAUCAAAUGAAUAAAUGUCUCAUCGAAGAUAGACCAUUGAUAGGAAUAAGGAGAACCUUAUUUAUAGCUACACUAUUUAAAGAAUACUGUGCUGCCGUGCUUAAAUUGGCCAAAGAGAGGUACGCAGCGGGCAAGGAUUGAGGCAAAAACUAAUAUAGAAUAUUAUUCAAAGAAGCAGUCAAUUCAAUAGUUUUUUGGGUGGACGGAUAUAUUAUUCAAAAUACAAAGCUACAUCGUCUAUGAAUUAAUUAAUUAUAAUUUUAGUAUCAUGUCAAUAUAAGUAUGUUUUUUUAAUUUUAUAUUCACAAAACUGAUUUUGUAAAUAAUUUUAUAUAAAAACUGUACAGUCGAGGUAUUAAUAAAGGUUUUUUUGCAUUUUAA
Messenger RNA from Belonocnema kinseyi, 790 nucleotides. RefSeq lists its product as uncharacterized. NCBI's taxonomy places the organism in Eukaryota, Metazoa, Arthropoda, Insecta, Hymenoptera, Cynipidae. The record is from RefSeq and is a predicted model, not a curated record. The transcript is spliced from 3 exons. Bases 65 to 550 code for a protein of 161 amino acids.